Messenger RNA from Sturnus vulgaris (Common starling), 1064 nucleotides. The record is from RefSeq and is a predicted model, not a curated record. Lineage: Eukaryota; Metazoa; Chordata; Aves; Passeriformes; Sturnidae.
AUGAUCACUAGAUUCUUGGACUACUUCUACUUUUCCUUUUAUCUCAAGCGCACGAGUAGCAGCAGCCCCAUUAAUUUCAGCUGCCAAAGAAAUCACUUUAGCUGCUGCCAAGAUAUCAUCGAGAACCUGAUCAGGUUUCAUUACAGCGUGGCCUCCGCUGUGUUGUGUGGCCGCCCCUUUACCGUCACACCGGGAGUUCGGAGCUCUGGGCCCGGCCCGGCCCGGCCCGGCCCGGCCCGCUCGGGCCGAGCGGCGCUGGGGGCGCCCCGGAACGGUGGCAGCCGCGGAACGCCCGGCGCGCCGGCCGCGAGCCCGCCCGGAGCGCUGAGGCUGCUGCACCGCGGCGCCGGAAAAAGGCUCGCUCGUCAUGUAUCUUUGAUUUCUUUUCAGCCAAAGUUACGAAAACCUCAAGGAGGGAAGCAAGAAAAAAAAGUUAUCCAUCCCUACAGCAGAAAAGCUGCACAGCUUGCAAGGGAAGUACACAAACAGGAGAAGAAAGAAAAGUUGAAGACUGACAAAGCUUUGCGUUUAAGUAUUAUUGGAGAAAAACUACAAUGGUUUCAAAGUCACCUUGACCCUGAUAAAAUCGAGUACACAAAGAAGGAAGCUGGUGAACUAAUUGAAAAUUAUAUGUGUCGAUUCAAUGCUGAAUUGGAGCAGAUUGAAUUACAAAACAGUAUUAAAGGCAGACAAGGAAGACAGCAUGGUUCACGGGAAACUGUCAUCAAGCAGACAAUAGAACGUGAAAGACAGCUCUAUGAGGGCUAUGGAAUAGAAAUCCCGGAUAUUAUGAACAGAAAGCAUCUUAAAUUUUUCAGAGAAUGGGAUGGUGAUCUGAGGAAAUUGCCAAACAUCAAAAUGAAAAAGCUCUCAGCUAGGGAUGCUGCGUGCAGUCACCCUGAGGUGACAGAUGGAGAAGCAAAAGAAGACUUGAAUGAAGAAGAAGAGGUGGGCCCUGAUGAGCACCAGCUAAUUCAAGAGCUGAAAUAGUGAAGGGAAUUGUAAGAAACCUAUUUUAAUUUUCAAUGGAAACAAAAAUAAAAUUUAACUAUAUUUCUAAAGGC